GCCGCUUUGCUGACCCUCUUGUUUCUGUUUGGGUUCGACCGACGCUGCCUAUGUUUUUUGCGGCUAAAAGGAGCAGUAUCAUCGGCUAGAAAGCAAGCAAGACGGCACGGAGAUUUCUGCCUCUCCUCCCGCAGACGUCGCCUCCUUGAACCAGACACGCCACCAGGCAGCAGGAAAGUGAGGCAGGAGAAGGCUCUCCUCCUUGCAGCAGGCAUCGGUUCUAUUCUAUCAGCAAGCAGUUCAGGUUGGCAGGGCGCAAGAAAUUUGGGGAUUUUCCCCUGUGCAGUCAGUGACAGUGUUCUCCCUUUGUGCUCACCUGACAGAACCAAGAAGAUUGGAGACGGGCAUGCGCAGGGUUCGAGUCUCGUCCCACCACUCUCCGGUCCACAAGCUGGGCGAUUCGAACAUGAAGCUGACGCCCAAGUUCCGGCUUGCCGCCGGCACCACCUCAUCACCGUCCUCCUCCGAGCUGGAGCAACCUCAACCCCCAUGGGAGACGCCGCUCAUCCCGGGCCUCCCGGACGACGCGGCGCUCAACUGCCUGCUCCGGCUGCCCGUGGAGGCCCACGGCGCCUGCAGGCUCGUGUGCCGCCGCUGGCGCCACCUCCUGGCCGACAAGGCGCGCUUCUUCACGCAGCGGAGGGCCAUGGGCCUCCGCUCGCCGUGGCUCUUCACGCUCGCCUUCCACCGCUGCACGGGCAAGAUCCAGUGGAAGGUGCUGGACCUCGACCGCCUCGCCUGGCACGCCAUCCCCGGCAUGCCCUGCCGGGACCGGGCCUGCCCCCGCGGCUUCGGCUGCAUCGCCGUCCCGGGCGACGCCGCCCAGCUGCUCGUCUGCGGCGGGCUCGUCUCCGACAUGGACUGCCCGCUGCACCUGGUGCUCAGGUACGACGUCUGCAGGAACCGCUGGGCCGUCAUGGCCCGGAUGCUCUCGGCGCGGUCCUUCUUCGCCGGCGGCGUCGUCGACGGCCGCGUGUACGUCGCCGGGGGCUACAGCACGGACCAGUUCGAACUGAACUCAGCCGAGGUUCUCGACCCGGCCAACGGCGUGUGGCAACCAAUCGCCAGCAUGGGCACCAACAUGGCCUCCUCUGACUCGGCCGUGAUCGGCGGCAGGCUCUACGUCACCGAGGGCUGCGCGUGGCCCUUCUUCUCGUCGCCGAGAGGGCAGGUGUACGACCCCAGGGCCGACCGCUGGGAGGCGAUGCCGGCCGGGAUGCGCGAGGGGUGGACGGGGCAGAGCGUGGUCAUCGACGGGCGGCUGUUCGUCAUCUCGGAGUACGAGAGGAUGAAGGUGAAGGUGUACGAUCCGGAGACGGAUUCCUGGGAUCCUGUCGACGGGCCUCCCAUGCCCGAGCGGAUCAUGAAGCCUCUGUCCGUGAGCUGCCUGGACAGCAAGAUCGUCGUCGUUGGCCGGGGUCUCCAUGUGGUGAUCGGCCAUGUCAAGAAGCAAUCCGGCGGCAACAACGGCGGUGGCGGCGGUUCUUGUGACUACUUGGUUCGUUGGCAGGAUGUGGAGGUUCCCAGGGCGUUCAGCGAUCUGACGCCUUCAAGCAGUCAGAUUUUACAUGCUUAAAAGUAACUCUGCCUCUAGAAUAAAAGCUCUCCUAGUCUGCAAAGCCCUGUUCGAUGUCUGUGUAUGUUAUUACCAUUAGACUCUUUGCUGCUGUCAUCUUGUAUAAUCUGCAAAUGAUGAUGUACUUAUCAGUGAAGAAACAAUUCAAAACUGUACUGUUGUUGUAAGUAGUAUAGAUGUUUGUGGGUACUGAACCAAACCGAAGACUGAUCCGACUUGUUGCUGAAUUUCCAACUACUGUAAAUUUGUAUC
Triticum dicoccoides is the source of this 1828-nucleotide messenger RNA. Its product is annotated as F-box/kelch-repeat protein At1g30090-like. The record is from RefSeq and is a predicted model, not a curated record. The transcript is spliced from 2 exons. Gene Ontology annotation, molecular function: protein binding. Lineage: Eukaryota; Viridiplantae; Streptophyta; Magnoliopsida; Poales; Poaceae. The coding region runs from base 347 to 1576 and encodes 409 amino acids.